AUGAGUGUCUCUAAUUUCCCUGAUGCGAAUUUGAAGAUGGGAGUCCCAAAAACCACAAUUGAAAUAGAACGCGAGCUACUGCUGUGGCUUAGAGAUACCCCAUAUGCAUGCUCCUCGCUUGAAACUCUAUCCGGAGGCUCAUCAAACUUUGUUUUUCGAGCGCGACUAUUUAGAUCCCUCCGGGAGGGCACAAGAGAUGUGGUCAUCAAACACGGCGAGGGCCAUAUGGCUGUGGCACCGGAAAGCAAAAUUAGCAUUGACCGGAUUCAAAUCGAGACUGAGUGUCUGAGAUUGCUUGCUUCUUUCCAAUUCACUUUACAUCAUGAGAGAGCGCUCCAGUUCAUCAUCAAGACGCCACGAUGCUAUUUAUAUCACGAAAGGACCAAUAAUCAGAUACUGGAGUAUAUUCCUGGCGCCAUAAAUUUGAAACAGUACUCUCUAAAGAACUUUUUAUCGCCGACUGCAGAAAGUUUACGAUCGAAAUGUCAUUGGCUGGGAAAAGCACUAGCCCAAUAUAUUACUGCCUUUCACAAUGGUGUGCCGCAAGGGCUGAAGGAGCGCAAGUUUCUCGCUACAUUGCAGCUUAACCAGGACAUGCAAAAUCUGAAGCAUAUGAUCAACUAUGACUGGCUUUUACAGCGUAUUGAGGAUUUCCCGCAUAUUCUAAAUGGGGCACGAGACAUCUUCGUCCAGGUCAAGGAAAUGGCACAAAAGGAAUUGGAGAACAGCUCUCCGAGGCUUGUACCUAUUCAUGGUGACUUUUGGACUGGGAAUGUUUUGCUUGAGGAUGUCCCUCUCGAUGGAGAGAAAGAAACAGCUAUUUUUGUGGUAGACUGGGAGAUGGCUCAGCUCGGAGUCCCUGCUUUGGACCAUGGCGAAAUGAUCGGAGAAAUGUACGCCCUGUGGUUAUACAAGCAGAUCGAUGCGGGGCUUUGGAUGAUGCAAGGCUAUGCCGAGGGUCUGGGAGAGCAAACUGAAAGUCGCGCCUGGAGAACUAUUCUUCAGGUCGGAUGCCACCUUCUCAGCUUUGGCACCAUCUCCCCGGGAUGGGGUACGUCCGAGCAAAUCGAGAAAGUCGCGACACUUGGAAAAGAGAUCAUAGUCAAUUCGUGGAGGAAGGACUAUGAAUGGAUUCAUAAUUCGGAACUUGCAUGCCUCUUUGCUCAUGUGCAGCAUUCUCUGGAAACCGUCGGGGAAGCUAGAGCUCCCAUCUAG
This is a messenger RNA of Penicillium lagena, 1215 nucleotides long. RefSeq names its product phosphotransferase family protein. The record is from RefSeq and is a predicted model, not a curated record. Lineage: Eukaryota; Fungi; Ascomycota; Eurotiomycetes; Eurotiales; Aspergillaceae. The transcript is spliced from 3 exons. The coding region runs from base 1 to 1215 and encodes 404 amino acids.